Olea europaea var. sylvestris is the source of this 777-nucleotide messenger RNA. RefSeq lists its product as uncharacterized. Bases 1 to 777 code for a protein of 258 amino acids. The transcript is spliced from 5 exons. Lineage: Eukaryota; Viridiplantae; Streptophyta; Magnoliopsida; Lamiales; Oleaceae. The record is from RefSeq and is a predicted model, not a curated record.
AUGAAGGCAGUCCCCAUAUCAUCAGAACAAGGAAAUGAGGAAAAUAUCUUCGCAGACAAAGUAUCCCCUUUCCCUCAGACUUUAGUAAAAUCUAGGAAAGAUGAACCAAAUAGCAAACUUUAUGAGACUUUCCGUAAAUGUGAGAAACUCAAAGGGUGCAAGAAACUGAAAGUUAGAGAGAAUGUUUCUACAGUCAUUCAAAGGAAACUUCCUGCAAAAUGCAAGGAUCCAAGUAUGUUUACUAUCCCUUGCACGAUAGGUGACACUAAAUUUGAAAAGGCCAUGCUAGACUUAGGAGCUCCAUAUUCCAUGUAUGCUUCUUUGAAAUUGGGGCCCCUAGUUAAAACUGGUAUAGUCAUUCAAUUAGCUGAUAGAUCAAAUGUCAAUUCUAGGGGAGUGAUUGAGGAUGUCCUUGUAAAGGUUAAUGAAUUGGUUUUUCUUAUUGAUUUUUAUGUGCUUGACAUGAAAAAUGAUAUUAUUGAUUGCUUAGUACAAGAUGUUUUUGAACUUAAUGUAAAGGAUGAAUUGGAGGUUGCUAUUAGUAAUCAUGUUGAAAAGGAGAGUGGAGAAUUUACUUUGAGCCCUGAAUUGCGAGAAACUGUUGCAGCACUAAACAGUCUUCCAAAGUUACAACAAAUAGGUAAUGAUUCAUAUGCUGCUUUACAACCCUCGCAGUCAAUUUUUGAUUCUUUCAAGCCCUUUUUCUGGCAAUUUCAACUCUCUGACUUUCAGUUGCAUCCAGUUGAACCCGCAACAUCUUUAAUCUUCAUUUUGUGA